UUGUAGCACAUGCUACGCCACCUGAUGUGUAAGCAUACCAGGCGAUAAGCAAACGAAUGUGUAGGCCAAAAGUAAAACUUAAAGUUUAAGUUGUCGAGAUAGUUUUGUUUUAGUAACAACACAUUAGUUGAAUUGUUCUAAUAAUAUAUCUAGAUUAUCUAUAUGUAGAUCUACAAUGGAGGAACUGGUUUCUAAAUGUGAAUAUUGUGGAUUGGCUUCUUGUUUAUUUACAGCGGUGGCGGUGUUAUGGAUUUAGCUGUGCCUGAAUCUGUUUGCAUGCUGCACAAGACACACAUCAACGUACCUGAUGGCAUCGAACUACUCCCACUCACCUGUAUGGAGCACCACAUCCUCAAUGCAGCCCCAGCCCAGGGGGGAGCAGAUCCUGCACCCUGGGCAGCUGGGCCAGAUGACGGGCAACACGUGCCCACAGGCCGGACACUCGGACACCAGGAUCUGGGAGGCGUACCUUCGCGACCAGACCACAGCGGCCUGUAGUCGGCCCAUGCCUCUAUCGGUGUACAUGAUGCGUGCACCCAUCACCAGCGUGUCGUCAGACGGCAGCAUGCACUUUACCAUCUCCAAAUAUGCUGAUGAAGCACUUUCCGCUAUCAACCAGUUUAGACUCGAAGGCUCCCUCUGUGAUAUUGCGCUUCGAAUCCAAGGGGAAGAAAUCCACGCGCAUAAAGUCAUCCUCGCUGCCUGCAGUGACUAUUUCAGGGGGAUGUUCACACGAGGGAUGAAAGAAUCAAACGCCAGCUCUGUAGAAAUUCUCGAACCCAGUCUAACAGCCGAGAUUCUGCGAGAGCUGGUCAACUUCGCGUACACGUACGAAAUUCACGUGACGCAGGACAAUGUCCAGUCUCUGCUGGUCUCUGCGAUAUUUCUCGAGAUGAAGCAUGUGGUAGACGCCUGCACGCUGUUCAUGGAACAGCAACUGGACCCCAGUAACUGUAUAGGUUUCGCCUACUUCGCCGCGGCGCACGGCUGUUGUGAUUUGGAGAACAAGGCCAAGAAAUACAUUCGUGAACAUUUCUGUGAGGUCAUCAAGUACGACGAGUUUCUCACGCUAGAUGUCAACGAUGUCAUCUGUAUCAUUCAGAAAGAUGAACUCAAUGUCAAGUGUGAAACGGAGGUCUUCCAGGCAGUGGUCAGAUGGGUGGAGCACGACUCAGAGAAAAGAAUCGGCCAGCUGGAAGAUCUGCUGGAGAAGGUCCGUCUCACGAACCUGGCGCCGUGUUUCCUCGAGGACCAGCUGGAGAAGUGUUACAUCAUCAACCAGCUGCCCAGGUGCGUCAAGCUUCUCCUGGACAAGCUGCGGAGCCUCAAGCAGCACCGGACCUGCUCGGAUAAGCCCAGAAAGCCUUGCAAGCCUCUAGUCAUAUACGUCGUGGGCGGGUUCUAUCGUAAGGUCAUGGACUCACUCAAGUGCUUGGAGUGUUACAACCCCUGCAGUAAAGAAUGGACUCGCCUGAAUGACCUGCCGAACCCUAGAUGUGGCCCGGGGGUCACGUCGCUGCUGGGGUCAGUGUACGUGAUAGGUGGGAGCUUCAAGUUCCGGGGUGAGAACAGGGACCUGGCUUCUCUGGACAUGUACAACCCAGAGGAGAAUAUGUGGAUCUCUAAAAGUCCCAUGCGUGUAGCCAGGAACAGAGUGGGUGUGGCGGUUCUUGACAACAAGAUUUACGCCAUAGGAGGGUCUUCAGGGGGAGAGCAGCAUAAAUCUGCUGAGAGGUAUGACCCAGUCCUGGACAAGUGGGAACCAAUCAAAGAUAUGAACUCAGUCAGAAUGUCAGCAGGUGUUGCUGUGGUCAACAGACUGCUGUACGCUGUGGGGGGGUUUGAUGGCAGGACCAGGCUCAAGUCUGUUGAGUGUUUCCACCCAGAGGAGAACCAGUGGCAGGAUGUGGAGCCAAUGAAUGAAGCAAGGAGUGGCGCUGGCGUGGUUGUGAUGAACGGCUACAUAUAUGCUGUGGGAGGAUUUGAUGGUCAGAACCAGCUGCGGACUGUGGAGAGGUACAACCCUAAGGAAAACAAGUGGGAGUUUGUCUCCUCCCUGUUGAAGGCUCGCAGUGGCGUGGGAGUGGCUGUCAUUAACAACAAACUUUUUGCACUAGGUGGGUAUGAUGGCAGCGACUUCCUACCCUGUGUUGAGGUCUACUGCCCAGAGAAAGAUGUCUGGGAGUGUGAGACUGUCAUGCUGUGUGAGCGUAGUGGCCAUGGCGUGGCGGUGGAGAGGAAACCUAACGUUAGCUGAUGUUUGCAGGAUGCUCUAUACACAGCCCUAGGGAUUUUAACUAGAUUGGCGUCUUUCUGAACCUGUUGAAAAAACAUGACGGCGCCUGGAUUAUAUACAUAUAUGUUUGGAAUACAGUGAUGCCAAACAUCAGUCGUAUUAACAAACUUGAUGGUUACGUCUCUUGUAAACUGAGACAAAAUAUGUCUGGAUAACAUUGCUUAUGGCCAGUUCACUUUAUUUCAUCAAUGACAUAUUGAAAGAUACUUCAAGGAACACAGUAAUAGACAUUAGAACUUGACAUCUUUAUCAAGUUAAAUAAGGCACGAGGAUUCUUUUUCAAGUAAAUUAAUGUACCUGGAUAAUUCAAAAAAAUAUCUGCAAAAACAUGAACUUCAAUCAACAUACAGAAUAUGGGAUGUUUGUCACAUUUAUUGUAGUGUAGUUUGAAUUGUGUUAUGUUAAAAACACACCAUAUUUUAUUUAACAAUGAUUUAUACUACAGUUAAAAUUGUCAAAAUGUAGGCAACCAUGCAAUUUUUUGACAGAUUAACCUGAUUCUAUACUUUGAAACUUAAAAAAUGGUAGAAUUUUCUAACAGUUAAGGGGAGAGAACUUUAUACUUCAUGAUAAUUUUUUUGUUGAACAUUUAUUUACAGUUUUUGUACUUGCUUAUUCGCAUUGAUCUGAUAGAUCAAAUGAAGAAAAAUUAUAGUGUUUGCACAUCUAAACAACAGUUUAAAUAUACUGCUGAAACAAACUUGCUUUGGUCCACUUGUGGUCAUUGAUGGCAGCUUGUUGCCACCAGCAUCUGUCAAGUACUUCAGUGACUUAUUUCUAAGAACAACAUGUGUGUCAUUUCUAUGUGUUUAUAUGUACAUGUGUACAUAAAUUGAGGUGGACAAUGAAAUCAACCAAUAUUUUGUGUACAUUCUGGUGACCACGUCCUGAUGUGUCUAUUUUUUAAAUUGUGUCUAAUGUACAUAUACUUAGUCAGUGCUUACAUAAAUUUAUUGUUUUAAAAUUUAUUUAACAUCUGAAAUAUAACUGUUUUGAACUUUUACUUGUUACGUAUUUAUAAAAUAGUUGUACAAGCCUACCACAUUUUAAAUACUUAUAACAUGAUCAUGUGAAACUUUCCAUGUUUAAAUCAUUUGUACAAUAAUUAUUUUAAAUUUUCAUGUGUCAAAUAUUGUGUAUAAUAAUUAUAUGCAACUUUCACAUGUAAAACAUUAUGUGUGAACUCAGGGGAUGAUUUACCAUAUUUAUGUUGUUAUAUUGUGUGUGUGUGUAGUGAAGGCUCAUGCAGAACUGUGUUGUCUUUGGUACCCAUAUCAAACUUUCACUUUUGCCUUACCAAGUGCAAUCAAACUUGUCAUUAUAUUUUCACGUACAGUUAACAAAAAUACAUUUUAAAAAUAAUUUGUGACCCGGUGAGUUUGUUAGUUUUUUAUCAAGGGAUUCUUUAAGCUCAAACUUACUAGUGUUAGUUUUUGUGUAUUUAUUGCUCCUCAUUCAAUAUUUAGUCAUCUGCACAAUACUUUAUACAGCUGCAAUUUUAAUGAAAAUUGUUAUCAACCAUAACACUUGUAUAUAAAGUAAAAUUGGAAAAGUUGAUUAGGUUUAAAAUGAUAUUUAAAAUAAAGUUUUAUGAUAUAAGCUUUGGUUUGGUGUGCAUACCUUCUGUGUCAAACAUUAGCUAACUUUGAUAUAAGCCAGUACCUCUCUCCCCUUGCACUUGAUGCUGAACAGCACUUGUUUUAUAAACUUCAAAAAUUCCAGUUGAAUAGUGGUCUGUGUUUUUCACAGGCCUGAUAUAUUGAAGAAAUGUAUCAUUGCUUUUAUAACAGACAAUUGUCCAGUCUUUAUCUAUUCUUGUGUUACACAUAAACUACACUCUGUGAUAUUUGUGUUGAUGAAAUGCUGUGAAGUUUUCCUCUACACAAGACUGUAAGUGUAUGGUGAUGCUGAUUUCUUUUAUGGUGUUUCUUUAAUGUAAUCUAAUAAUUCAGAUUAAUAAACAACCUACAAGGCCCCUCCUAUACUGACCAAUUAUACGGUCAGAUAAUUCAAGGAAGAUGGACAUUUUCUUCAAUCAGUGUAUGAGGCUCAGCCAGAAGUAUGUGAAAAAAAAGGAAAGAAAUUUAAAAUAUUAAUAGUUUUUGGUCAUUAGUUUGUGACACUAAAUGUUAGAUGUAAAAAGUUGAAUAUUGUAUGAUGAAAAUUGACAUAAAGUCAUUAAGAAGAAAUACAGUUUUGGCUCUAAAUCUAAUUUUUUGUCAGGCGUGAUUUCUGGCAACAUUGAUCAGGGAGUUUUCAAAUUAAUCUUUAUUGGUCCUAUCUCCUUUUGCACAAUUGUGUUUAAAUAAUAGUGUUCAAACUAAAUAGCAGAAUCCCCUAAAUACCAUGUUUAAGAUAUAUAAUAAUGUUCACAUUCAUAUAUAUAUAUAUAUAUAUAUAUAUAGAGAGAGAGAGAGAGAGUUAGUACACUUUUAUACAACGAAAUCAAAGGUAUUUUGUCAGACUUCUGCUUGAGUAUUCAUCUGUACUACCUACACUUCCACUAACAUUCUUGCACUAAGUGCUACUCUGUUAUCUGUGCUAUUAAGUUAAUAAUUAAGUUAAAUAAACAAAAAAUCAAAUGAAAUGUUUGCAUCAUUAUUUUUAUUUGAAAAUAUAAUUUAUAAUUAUGAAACCAGUCAUUGAUUACUUUUUUUUUCAAACAUUCGUGUCAAAUUUAUGUUUGGAUUAACAACUUGAUGCUUACCUCAUAAUGAUAAACCACUGUAGUCCUGCUCAUUUCAUUUGUCAGUGCCAUGUCCUCUCAAAAUGUGAUAAUUAAAUACU
Physella acuta is the source of this 5083-nucleotide messenger RNA. RefSeq names its product kelch-like ECH-associated protein 1B. Gene Ontology annotation, molecular function: protein binding. The record is from RefSeq and is a predicted model, not a curated record. NCBI's taxonomy places the organism in Eukaryota, Metazoa, Mollusca, Gastropoda, Physidae.